Molecule: messenger RNA, 420 nt
Organism: Lathyrus sativus (Indian pea)
Lineage: Eukaryota; Viridiplantae; Streptophyta; Magnoliopsida; Fabales; Fabaceae
Source: the annotation of a GenBank genome assembly
AUGGCAAAUGCAGCAUCAGGUAUGGCAGUCCAUGAUGACUGCAAGUUAAGGUUUAUGGAGCUCAAGGCAAAAAGGACACAUAGGUUCAUUGUUUAUAAGAUUGAGGAGAAUCAGAAGCAAGUCAUUGUUGAGAAGCUUGGUGAACCAAUUCAAGGCUAUGAAGAUUUCACUGCAUCCCUUCCUGCUGAUGAGUGCCGUUAUGCUGUUUAUGAUUUUGAGUAUCUGACAGAAGGGAAUGUCCCCAAAAGCAGAAUUUUUUUCAUUGGCUGGUCACCUGAUACUGCAAGGGUGAGAAGCAAGAUGAUUUAUGCAAGCUCCAAAGACAGGUUCAAGAGGGAGCUGGAUGGGAUUCAAAUAGAGUUGCAGGCAACUGAUCCUACUGAAAUGGGUCUUGAUGUGUUCAAAAGCCGCGCCAAUUAA